AAAGGGAGUUAACUCCAGUUACAUUUUAAAUUGAUCAAAUGGCAUCCAAUCGACUAGCCCAGUUUAGAGUGUUUGGGAAAAAGAUUGUUGCAGUAGGAAGAAAUUACAAGAGUUUGGCUGACCAACGUGGAGACCCGGUUCCUCCAUAUCCACUGGUCUUUCUUAAGCCAACAACCACCUAUAUAUCUGAAGGAGAAACUAUUAGGUUUCCGCCUGGUUGCAAUGAUCUUCAUCAUGAAGUAGAACUAGGUAUUGUUGUUGGAAAGAAAGGAUUCCAAAUUCCCGAGGAGAAAGCGAAGGAAUAUAUUGGUGGUUAUUUUGUUGCCCUAGAUAUGACCGCUAGAGAUCUUCAACUUGAAGCAAAAAAGAAUGGACAUCCGUGGACAUUGUCUAAAGGUUGGGAUACAUCCACUCCAGCAGGCGAAUUUAUUGAAAAGGAUAAAAUUACUAAUCCUCAAAAUCUUCAGAUAUGGUUGAAGGUGAAUGGUGAAAUGAGACAAAACGGAAAUACUGCGGAUAUGAUAUUUAGCAUUAGUUAUUUGAUCAGCUUUAUUAGUAAAUAUAUGACGCUGGAAGAGGGUGAUGUCAUACUAACUGGUACGCCCUCUGGUGUAGGUGGUCUUAAGGGUGGUGACGUUAUUGAAGCUGGAAUUGGUGAUGUUUCUAAAAUAACAUUUUCUGUGGAUAAAUCCUGAAAUAUUUUGCAAUGCCUUUAAAAAACACAUCUAUAUUUACGAUUAUCGCAUUAUUCAUGUUGCUGUUAUCUACUUAACAACAAUUAAACGGUCCUUAUAUUUUAUAUCGGACUUCGACACGAUGAGUAUAUUGUUCUAUUACAUCAUAUAUAUUCAGUAACAAAUUUUUUUUUUCAAUAAAAAGGUUUUUUUUUUGUUUUGUUCAAUCAAGAUGAUACUGAAAAAUUGCUCUAUUCACCAUAUAAUCCACAAAAGAGAAAUUGCAUUUAAGUAUUUUGAAGGGUAUUUGUGUAUUUCGUAUUUAGACUAAACACAAGUUUAACCUGCUGUUUUGUUAAAACUAUUUUACCUUUAAAUAUGAUAUAACUAAUAAUUUUCUGGAGGUGAUCCCCUGGUCCAAAAACUGUCGUUUAGUCAUCUGACAGUGUCAUGAACUUAUUUGUUAAAAAUGAUAUGUUUAUUAUGCAAAUCAUACUAUAUAUUAUAUAUAUAAAGAUGGUCAAUUUA
Molecule: messenger RNA, 1202 nt
Organism: Mytilus californianus (California mussel)
Lineage: Eukaryota; Metazoa; Mollusca; Bivalvia; Mytilida; Mytilidae
Exons: 3
Coding region: 39-695 (218 amino acids)
Cellular component (GO): mitochondrion
Molecular function (GO): acetylpyruvate hydrolase activity
Source: RefSeq, a predicted model, not a curated record